CUUAACUGCCAGACACAGAGGGCACGCGGCUGUUGGAGACUUAUCAUCAGGAUAAGUCAGACUGAAAUAAAAAAUAAAAACAUCAGUGGUGUAAUUUAAUAGCUCUCUUUAUCAUUUUACUGGGGACAGUUCAAGAGGUGUGAAGAAUGCGUUGCACCUCAGCCUGGAUUGGCUGGGCUUUAUGUUUGUGCGCAUCUCUGGCCGUGCGUGCACAGGACUACACCGAGGACGACGGGAUGAUCCUGGACCUGGUCGGCGAGGACAGGACUGAUCCUGAAACCGGAACCGACCCGGCAGCCGAGUUCAUCAGGUGCAACAAGGUAGCCUGGCGCAUUCCCGGACAGUACAUAGUUGUAUUGCGUCAGGGGACGCACGAGUCUCAACUCCAGAGGACCAUCAGGAGGCUGCGAAGUAAAGCAGCCAGGAGAGGAUACCUGGUGGAGAUCCUGCAGACCUACUCAGGAGCACUGCGUGGCUUUCUGGUCAAACUGAGUAGUGACGUCCUUCACCUGGUGGCGAAGCUCCCUCACGUGCACUACAUAGAGGAGGACUCAUCCAUCUUUGCUCAGAGCGCCCCCUGGAACCUGCAGAGGUUACUGCACCCUUACGGUGGUUUCUCCGAAAAUGGAACAUACAGACCUCCAAAUGAUGGAGGGAGGACGCAGGUGUAUCUGAUGGAUGGCAGUGUGCAGAGUUCUCACAGAGAGGUUGAAGGACGGGUACUCAUCACAGACUUCAAUAACGCCCCUGAAGAGGAUGGAGUCAGAGUUCACAGACAGGCCAGUCAGUGUGACAGUCAUGGUACACACGUGGCAGGUAUUGUGAGUGGAUCAGAUUCAGGUGUUGCUCGAGGGGCUGCUGUUAACCUAGUGCGUGUGCUCAACUGUCAGGGUAAAGGGACCGUCUCAGGAGCUCUGGCAGGAAUGGAAUACAUUCGAGCCACUUUACUGGCCCGCCCAGUGGAUGCAGUAGUCGUGUUGCUUCCUUUUGCCGGUGGCCUCAGCCGUUCAUUAAACACAGCCUGUCGAGACAUGGUGGCUAACAGCGCUGUGGUCAUCGCCGCAGCAGGCAACUACAGAGAUGAUGCCUGUCUCUACUCACCUGCUUCAGAGCCUGAGGUCAUCACAGUGGGGGCAGUUAACUCAAUGGACCAGCUCAUGUCACAGGGAGCAGGUGGUACCAACUUCGGCCGCUGCGUUGAUUUGUUUGCACCCGGCGACGACAUCAUUAGUGCCAGUAGUGACUGCAGCACUUGCUUCACCUCCCGCAGUGGAACCUCACAGGCUGCUGCACACGCUGCAGGUGUCGUAGCAGUGAUCCUGUCGUCCAGUCAGAUUGCAUCACCAGUGCACGUCCUCCAUAUGAUGUUGCAUUACUCCAUCAGCAACACUAUCGACUUCCUAUCUCUGUCCGAAAGCCAUCGGCUCACUACGCCAAACCUGGUAGCAGCCAUGCCUCCGGUUAUUAAAACGUCACCAACAGAUGGGGAGCUACUGUGUCGGUCAGUGUGGUCAGAGAGGUCAGGAGUCGCGAGCACCGACAGGGUCAUCAGCCGCUGUCGUCAAGGGGAGGAAAUGAUGGGCUGCAGCAGUUAUGCUCCUGAAGGCGUCCGUGUGGGGGAAACCAUCACUAUGAACAGCGGACACAUGGAGUGUAUUGCCCAUAAUGGUCCAGCAGGUAAAGGUGUGUAUGCUGUGGCCCGCUGUUGUGUGAUAAGCGGUCUGCAGUGCCAGGUCCAUGCUAGUCCUGAGCAAGGACAAGCUGCUCAGUGCGUCGGCCCCCAGCACCACCUGACCGGGUGUACAUCGAUGUCCACAGCUGAGAUCUCAUCUGAUUCGCAUCCACGUCACAGCCAGGGGAAGCGCUGCACGGUGAAAGAGGGGGUCACAUCACACGCGAUAUGCUGCCAUGCUCCAUCUCUCGAGUGCAACCUGUUGGAAAACAUAUCAGCUGACAAAGAUCAGGUUGAGGUUUCCUGUCCUUCCGGCUGGACUCUGACAGACUGCAGUUUCGUCUCUCGAGGCUCUGCUAUCUUGGGGCCAGUUGCCAAGGGAAACAGUUGCCAUGUCUAUGGUGUCACGGGAGUGGAUGGAGCAGCAGGUGCUGCCGUCUGCUGUCGUGUCGCACCACCAGAGCAGCAAGCUGCAACACCUCACUGAUCCGGUUUCACCUCACUUUGGUUUCUAACAUCGUUGAAACAGCUUUGACGUUGCCAUUUUUUGUCUUUGGUCAGUUUUAAACCCCCUUACACUUUUCUGAGAAACCUCAACAUCCUUAAUAUUCACUUAAAGCACUUCUGUAAAGCUGUUUGUGUGUGUUUUAGUUUUAGGAUUACGCCAGAUUAUGCUCCAGUGCACAUAUUAUAUGUGACUUGACAACCUGUAAGCUAUUUUUGUAUCUUUUUACAAAACAGUUAUAAUAAAAAGAGCUUUCACAAACAUACGGUUUGGAUAAUAGUGUAGUAUUUACCGGGUAUACCAUCCGCAUGCUGUUUAGAAGUUAAUAAACUGAACAAAUGAAAUCAAAAUGUUAAGCUCUGGUGUCAGCCAUGUGUGUUUUAGAGUGGAAAAACAUGAUGAUGUGCAGUGCACCACAGGUUGUCACAGUUAGCAUGUGUUAUGUAUGCACUGAUUUCCUGACAUUCCUCAGUCUUGUGCAGCACAGCUGCAGGUAAUCAGCCUGCUUGAUUAACAAGUCAGGUACCUUUUGCUCAUUUUGUGAAACAGUAGGUGGAAACAAAAUGAGGUAAAUGGCUAACAGUAGGGACACCAGUUAAACAAAUUUCAUGUCUACCCAGAGUGUUAUUGUGACAGUGGCUUUUAUGGCUCCACAGUUAGAGACUUAGUUCUGAUACACAGGUGGGUGACGUCAGUGUGAACAAGAGCAAAAGGAAGCAUAUAAACCACUGUCAGCUAGCUUGCGCCAAUCAGCUAGCUGUCUGAUUGGCACAAGACAGCAUUCUAUCCGACUGAACCUAUAUGACCAAAGACUGAUAAAAAAUAAAAACAAAGUUUACCCAGAAUACAGUAAAUGAAGCUAGUGCUGAAUUCAUGUGUGUAAUUCUGUUAGCAGGAUGCAGAGUAGGUACAAAUUAAAGAUUUAAGCUAUUCUGAUUUAGAAUCAGCAUUCUUAAAGAUUCAGUUGGUGUUUGUUUCUUAUGUCAUUUUUUGUAACCAUUUAACUAGUGACCUGAUCCAUCAGCUGUAAUGGUCAAACUUAGAAGCCUGAGCCUUCUAUGAGUUCUAAAACAUAAAAGAAACUGCUCUUGUUUUGUAUUAUUUGGUCUGCUGUAACCUGUAAAUGGUUCCCAAAUGGUGUGCCUCAAGGCAAGUUCAGGCCUGCUAAAAAAUGAGCUGUUUAUUGCAAUUUACACAAAUGGGCACCAAAAGUUUCAAAACCCAUGCUGUAAACAAAUUAAAUUAUCUGUUGUGCACUGUCUCUGAUGCAUAAAUUGAUAUCAGUAUCAACAUUGGGGCCACAGGUAAUGUUUUUAAGGUGCUGUAGACUGUAUAUAAAAGAUGGAUGUAGGUUCCAGGACUAAAAAAAGUAUGUGUGGAUUUGUGUGCAUCUAGUUGCAAAGAGAAGUCCAGUUUAAUAGAAUGAGAAAGUGGUCCUUAGCUUGUUUGCCUAGUAAAAGCUUUCCUGAUGAAUUUAAGACCUUAGCGUGUAGAUUCAAGCCUUGCUGAAGACAAGCUGGUGUUCAUUUAGUGAAUUAUAGUUCCUAUUCGUGUCUACAAAGAUAAUACAUUGAAAUGUGGCCUCCAAGUUUGUCAUUAUCUUGUUUUAAAAGAGCUAAGAUGGUGAAAAUGCUCAGUUUGAAGCUUCACAAAACAACUGGCGAU
This is a messenger RNA of Maylandia zebra (zebra mbuna), 3842 nucleotides long. It is a transcript of the gene pcsk9, whose product is annotated as proprotein convertase subtilisin/kexin type 9. NCBI's taxonomy places the organism in Eukaryota, Metazoa, Chordata, Actinopteri, Cichliformes, Cichlidae. Gene Ontology annotation, molecular function: serine-type endopeptidase activity. The record is from RefSeq and is a predicted model, not a curated record. Gene Ontology annotation, biological process: proteolysis.